Messenger RNA from Entrophospora sp. SA101, 399 nucleotides. The record is from the annotation of a GenBank genome assembly. NCBI's taxonomy places the organism in Eukaryota, Fungi, Glomeromycota, Glomeromycetes, Entrophosporales, Entrophosporaceae.
AUGAAAUAUGCACAAAUAAACAAAUCAGUAAAUGAAUUAAUUUAUUUAGGUUUUGCUGAAGCGAUAGGGAAUACAAGCUUUGCAAAUUUCUACAUACAGCCUCAGAAUUUUUUGCUUGAAACUGAGGUUGAACAAAGAAAUAAAAAUGCUCUGUCUGUUAUUUCAAAUGUACUUGCUGUAUGGGGAGGAUUGACAGCACUUUACAUAUUUUUAUUUGGUGCUGAUUCGAUUAAACCAUGGGGAUUUAUACAAGAAAGGAUUCUUAAAAAUGUAAUGCAUAAUAAAUUGAGGACCGCGCCAUUUAAAAAGGAAGGAACUCCUGAGGAAAGGAUUGAAGCAUUGGAAACAUUUCUUAAAGGCCAUGUUGUUUAUGUUAGUUUUGAUAGAUCAGUCAAAUAA